Molecule: messenger RNA, 765 nt
Organism: Carassius auratus (goldfish)
Lineage: Eukaryota; Metazoa; Chordata; Actinopteri; Cypriniformes; Cyprinidae
Product: scavenger receptor cysteine-rich type 1 protein M130-like
Exons: 4
Biological process (GO): zymogen activation
Cellular component (GO): plasma membrane
Molecular function (GO): serine-type endopeptidase activity
Source: RefSeq, a predicted model, not a curated record
GACUGUGCAGGGAGGCUGGAGGUUUUUCACAGCGGCUCAUGGGGGACAGUGUGUGAUGACUCCUGGGAUAUUAAAGAUGCUCAAGUGGUGUGCAGAGAGCUGCAGUGUGGAGUGGCCCUCAGUAACCAGCAGGUACCAGCCUGGUUUGGUCCUGGUUCUGGACACAUAUGGCUGGAUGAGGUGGAGUGUGAGGGGAAUGAGACGUCCCUGUGGAGCUGCUCUUCUCCAGGCUGGGGAGAACAUGACUGUCAGCACAAGGAGGAUGUAGGAGUCAUGUGCUCAGAGUUUAAAGAGAUCAGGUUAACUGAGGGCUGUAAAGGGAAUGUAGAGGUUUUCUACAAUGGAUUCUGGGGUAAUGUGUGCUGGAACCAGAUGAACAGAGAUACAGCGAGUCUGAUCUGUCAAGAGCUGAACUGUGGAAGAUCUGGCAGUGAACCCAGUUAUUCAGAGGGACAGAAGCCUCAUAAUUGGCUUGAUAAUCUUAAAUGUAGACGACAUGACUCCACUUUAUGGCAGUGUCCAUCUUCACCCUGGGGAAAGAAUGACUGUGAUAAUGAAGUGGCCAAAAUCACCUGCUCUGAUUUGCUAGAUGUGUCAAUGUACAUUACUCCUGCCACAACAUCAUCAGCUUCUCCUUCAGUGCGCUCAACAUCAGUCUCUCCUCCACAAACUCCUCCACAAGAGUCUCUCCCAGUGCUAGGAGUUUUAUCUCUGAAGAACUGCAUUCUGGGUAUGAAGAUGCUGAUGAGUUUCUCUCAGGUCUGA